Molecule: messenger RNA, 1063 nt
Organism: Sitodiplosis mosellana (orange wheat blossom midge)
Lineage: Eukaryota; Metazoa; Arthropoda; Insecta; Diptera; Cecidomyiidae
Product: solute carrier family 2, facilitated glucose transporter member 8-like
Exons: 4
Coding region: 86-763 (225 amino acids)
Biological process (GO): transmembrane transport
Cellular component (GO): membrane
Molecular function (GO): transmembrane transporter activity
Source: RefSeq, a predicted model, not a curated record
UUAAUUGCAAAGAGACUGUGACUCCGACAAGUCGUGUGAGUUUACUAGUGGAAGCAUAAUCAAAUAGAGAUUUUAUUGCUUUACGAUGACGACAAAAGAACCUGAAAAGCCUUUUCAGUGGCCCAAUGCAUGGAAUCAGUACUUUGCUGUGCUGGCAGCUAACAUUCUGCAAUUCGCGCACGGAUGUAUAACGGGAUGGCCAUCACCCGCUCUACCGGUUCUCACGUCCGAAAACUCACCUCUUGUCAAACCGUUAACAAUUGAGGAGUCUUCAUGGAUUGGUUCAAUCAAUUGCAUUGGAGGCUUGUGUGGUUCACUAUUGUUUGGUUAUGUGAUACCAAUUCUGGGUAGCAAACGAGCAUUACUUGUUCUCACCAUACCGUCGAUCAUAUUUUGGGCCAUGAUUUACUUUAGCAUCAACUUCAAUCACAUUCUCAUAGCGAGAUUUAUAGCUGGCUGUGCUAGUGGCGCAAUGCAAUCCGCAACAAUGCUGUACGUGUCGGAAAUUGCCAAUGAUGAUAUUCGUGGACGAUUAGGAAGCUUUUGGCUUUUCAUGCGAACUGUUGGCGUUUUAUUCAUUUUUAUUGCUGGUGCGAUGGUUGAAUAUGAAUACCUACCGUGCAUUUGUGUUCUAUUUCCAAUCCUUUUUUCGCUGGUGUUUGUAAUGAUGCCUAUUACACCGCAAUAUUUCCUUCAGAAAGAACAAAUUCAAAAAGCAGAGAACGCACUGAAAUAUUAUAAGGGUUACAGAGAAUCUAGUUAAGAAGGGGACAUUGCUCUUUAUAAGGAAUUCGAACGACUGAAAUCGCUUGCAACUGAACACAAAACAGAGGAAAUACUUAAGCCAUCCGAUUUCUGUAAAUUGUCCACAAAUUGUCUUUAAUUUCUCCAAAACUAACCUGCCUGUGUCUCAUCGCAGUUAAUCGGAAUGCAUUGAAAGGGCUUGACAUUGGUAUCGCUUUGACUGGAUUUUCAAUGAUGACGGCAAACUUGAUGCUCGUUAGCUAUGCAGUCAUGAUUUUUGAUCGGUCUGGAACUUCACUAGACCCAUACGUGUCAUCUA